UAUGGCAGCUUACUGAAGUGCUGGGCUUGCAGACGUGCAGCCAGUGUUUUAAUCUGUGUUAAAUUCCGGUCAUUUUAAAACGAAUAUAUUUUAAUUAACAAGCCAGCUUGCGUAUCCUUAGAACUAGGAUCUUUUAACUAAGAAAAUGGUUUUAAAGAAGAGGAAGGUAGUUAAAGUUGGGGCCAUCGUUCUUGCCAGUGAAAACCUUGAAAAACUCAAAGCUCUAGACGGAGGUCCUUUGGCACAGCAGCUGGCCUCUGUCCUGAAGGAGUGUGUCCAGCUGAACGAUGGAGUGCAACAGAUACAGCUGAUAAAGAAGAUGGGUUCCCUGUUUGAGGAGAUGGAUGAAAAGGAGACAGAGAGUCUGCUGCUUCAUGGCUGCCUUGAGGCAUUAGCAUUGAUCUACUUCUCACUGGAUUCCAAGAACCCCUUGAAGAGAGCCCUGGCCAGUGCGCUCAGUGCCGUUCCUGGCAGGCUGCAGGGCGGAGCUGUGGAGAUUUUGUCUGUUUGUCUGCAGGAAAGGCUGGGGGCUGAGGGUCCAGUUCUGUACAGGGCUGUCACUGACUGUGUCACGGGCUGUCUGGAGAGCUUCUCUCUGGGUGAACGAUGCAUUCAGAGUCUGCUAAUAGAGGUUUUUCAGUUUCUACAGAAGGCAUUGACCAGCUAUCAUGAGCAAAACAGCUCGCUUCAUGGUAAUCACAUUGCCCAGACCCAGCUGAUGCAGGAUUGCUUGGCAGCUGUCAAAGCGUCCAUGGUGGUGGUGCAGAGAUCCCAGGAGCGGAUCUGCGGGGCUCUGCAGGCCCAGCACGGCUCUCUGCUUUGGGACACGAUGAGUGGGCUGCUCCGCUGCUUCACCGGCAUACUGAUCGAUGGUGACUUUUUACAGACUGUGCAGAGCACCUCGGGGAUGGCUGUUGUUCUGUUUAUUAGAACCAUGCUGGAGCACGAAGACCAUCUAGCCAGUCUGGUUGAUGAUCUGCUUGCCGGUGCUGAGGAAAGUCUCUCUGCUGCCCCCCAGUGGCUGUCUGGGAGCUGCGCUGAGCUGUACAGCAGGGAGCGUCCCGCCCCGGUGGCCUUGUUCCUGUGCCAUGGAGCGCUGGCCAUGCUAAGCUGGAGGAGCGGAGAGCUGGGGGGGCGUGGAGAGGAGCUGCUGCGGCACAUCCCUGCUGUCCUACUGGAGCUCAACUCGCAGUUGAAGGAAUCCAGCAUGGCGAUGUCGGUCUCCCGAAUCCUGCACCUGUGGACCUGCGCUGCCCUUGACGGGCUGGAGUGUGGCUCCUGCUCCCCAUCCCUCCGGGGCUCCCUGAGCGGAGAUUCGCCCCUGCUCCAUGCCCUGCUGGAAUAUGUAUACGCGCACUGGGAGCACCCGCUGGACGGAGUGCGCCACCAGACCAAGGCCGUGUUCCGCAACCUUCUCAGGAUGCAACGCACAGCCACGGGCAUCACCCACGCCAGCGAGGACCCUUUCUUCACCAGCCUGACCCAGAAUCUGCUGGCUCUGGAGUGGCACAGUAAGGGCAAGUACGCCUCUCUGAGCUGCCUGGUGGAAUACCUUGGUGCUGAGAGUCUGCUGGCUGCGGACGCCCACAUCCCUGCCCAGCUCCUGUCCCUGAUGGGGGACCAGUCCCUUGCCCCCUAUGCCAGCGACCUGCUGGAGACCUUGUUUGAGAGCCACAGGACCCAGCUGAGUUCGAGCCCGCGGCAGGGCUGCUCUUGGCUGGAGCAGUGGCACUGCGUGUGGGUCUCUCCUUUGCUGGCUGCCCUGUGUGAGGGUCAGCUGGAUCAGACCACCUACAUCACAGACUACUGCCUGCCCAAGCUGCUCAAGUGCAGCCCGGAGAGCCUAAGUCACAUGGUCAGGGUGCUGCAGUCCAGCGAGCAAGACAGAAUCCGGGGUCUCGGCAGCAGCAGGGGGGCGCUGGGGGCUCUGAUGACCUGUCUACGAGCGGCCCGGGCGCAGGGGGUAUUGAGGAUCACACAGGAGGGGGUGUGGGGGGGUGGCCUGGUACCACUCGCUCUCCUCAAACAGGCCCUGGUGCACAAACACGACCAGGUCCGUGUGGACGCGCUGGGGCUGAUCUGCGAGAGCCAUCGCAGCACAGAGAUGCUGUCCGCACAGGAAAUGGAGCUCAUGCACCACUUCCUGCCCAACAACCUGAACACCCAGUCGCCAGGAGUCAGGCAGCAGACUCUCAGUCUCCUCAGAAAGUUGUUCUGCAGGAUCCGGGACAGCACCCAGCUGCUGCAGAAGAGAUCGGAACAGAGGAACCCACAGCUGGAGGAAGGUGCAGAGGGCCAGGAUCUCCUCUGCACCCUGCAGCACUACAAGGAGUUCAUGUGCUGGGUGUGUGAGACCCUCUUCCAAGCCUUGUUCCCGGGGGCGUCCUUCCCCACCCGAUUCUCUGCUCUGAACCUGCUGGGACUCGUAGCGGACACCUUCACCUUCUCCACACAAGCGGGCCCUGGUCACUCCCUGUUCCAGCUGGGGGAGACCCUGACUGCUGCCCGAGUUCAGGCUGUGCUGGAGUGCAUCACCAGCGGCUUUGAGGAGAUCAAAAGCCUGGCCUUCAACCUGCUCAGGAAACUGCCCCCCUCAGCACUGGGCUUCCAGGACACUGCGCAUGUGAAAGGUCUGCUCCAGGCUGCUCUGACCCUGAGCACCAGCACCAAGCCCUAUGACUGUGUGAGCGCCUCCUACCUGCUGAACCUGCUCGUCCACCAGGGGGCUCUGCUGAGGGCACUGCAGCUCUGCGCAGAGGAGCAGCGGGUUGACCUGUCUGUCGGAGAGUGUGGACAGGAGGGGGAGGCUGUGGAGAUCCUUGAGAGAAACACCUUUGCAGUUGUGAAGUACCUGCUGGUGUGCCUCACGGUGGAGAUCGAGCAAGCGGAGAGGUCUCUGCUCCAGGCCGCUGUCACACACCCGAUGUACGGCAGAGUGCACUGCAUCAUCGCUGGACUGCAGCAGCUCAACCUCAGGUCCCUGGUGAUGGUGUUGCAGUGGAGGGAGCUGGUUGCUGAGCUCAUCUCCGUGUCCUAUAGGAUGUCUGCUGUGGUGUCUCCCGUCGUUCAGAGCUCCUCUCCGGAAGGGCUCAUUCCUAUGGAUACGGAGCCAGAGUCGUCAGCCAGUCUGCAGCAGAUCCUGCAGGAGAUCCAGCCGAGAGAUGGUGAAGACUUCUCCAGCGAGGCCAGGCUGCUGGAGCAGGAGAGGGAGGGGAGCCCUGUUGAUGACAACCCCAGCGGGGGACUGCGAGGGCGCCGGGGUCAGCCGUGCCAGGUGACUGCGCAGAUGGUGCUAGUGUGUUGCUGGAGGAGUAUGAAGGAGGUGUCCCUGCUGCUGGGCAUGGUGUGUGAGAGCCUUCCUCUACAGUACACUGCAGAGACCAGGGACGGGCUCCUCACAGAGCAGCAGGUGCAGGGGAUCGGGCUAUACUUCAGACAGCAGCUGCUGCAGUCCAGACACCGGGGGGCCUUCGAGCUGGCGUACGUUGGCUUCGUGAAGCUCACAGAGAUGCUCACCAGGUGCAGCAUUAAGAACCUGCAGCAGCUGCCCCAGCUCUGGCUCUGGGACGUCUUGGAUGAAGUGAAGUCCAGCGACCCCUCCUCCAAACUGUGUGCCACCAGACGCAGCGCGGGCAUUCCCUUCUACAUACAGGCCCUGCUAUCCUCUGAACCCAAGGCCUCCAGCUGCAGCCUGUUGAAAACGACCAUGACUGAUCUGAUUGCCCUGGCCAUGCCCUCCGGGGAGCUGCAGACUGAUGCCAGCACCGUCCCACAGGUCCAUGCACUCAACAUUUUAAGGGCUUUAUUCCGGGACACACGGCUAAGUGAAAACAUCAUUCCCUAUGUGGCAGAAGGAGCACAGGCGGCUAUCCUGGGCUUCACAUCUCCAGUCUGGGCUGUGAGGAACUCAUCGACUCUGCUCUUCAGCACAGUGCUUACCAGGAUAUUUGGAGUGAAAAAGGGAAGGGAUGAGCAUUCCAAGAAAAACAGGAUGAUAGGCCGGGAGCUGUUCAGCCGGUUCCCAGCCCUCUACCCCUUCCUGCUGAGGCAGCUGGAGACUGUGGCCAGCACCGUGGAUGGUGAUUCGGGGGUCCUAAAGCUGCAUCCUUGCCUCUUCCUCCUGCUACUGAUCCUGGGGCGCCUGUACCCCUCCCCGAUGGACGGCACCUCCUCCACCCUGAGCCUGGCCCCCUUCGUGCCCUUCAUCAUCAGGUGUGGUCGCUCUCCGGUGUGGAGGUCUCGAGAGAUGGCGGCUCGAGCCCUGGUCCCCUUUGUCAUGGUGAACCAGCUCCCCUCCACCGCGCUGGCCCUGCUGCGGGAGCUUCCAGACAGAGCUGAGGCCACCGUCCGGCACAACCACGUCCAUGGGACCCUGCUGCAGGUCCUUCACUUGCUGCGCGCCUACCUGGAGAGCAAACACAGGGCCAAUUCAGAGACACAGCAUGAGCUCCGUGACAUCAUCACCUGUGUCCGAGCCAGACUGUGGCUGGCAACGAGGCUGAACCCUUGUGUUGUAACGAGAGCAGCAACCCUGGACAUUCUGACUUGCCUGUGCAGCGCUCCGGGGGAAAAAGCCAGGGACCCAGAUUUGGCGAGUCUGCAGAAGGAGGUGCUGGAGCUUGUCUCUGACUCUGAGCUCCUGCAGCCAGACUCCCUGUCUGUGGCGGAGCUCGGAGUGACUCAGUACCUGCUGAGCGCAGCACGGCUGGCUCUGUGUGUGUGGCAGCAGACCCCGUCGGAAGCCCUCCCUGCCAGGCUGCUGCAGAGCCCAGUGUACGAGGUGCGGCUGCUCGUCCUACAGGCGGCGCUGGACCAGCUCCAGAGUCCGACCCCACUGCCCCCUGCACCCUACAUCAGCAUCCUGUCUGGAGCGGGCAGCGCUCUUCAGAUCCUGGCCCUGCAGGAGACACACCCCCAGUGUCUUGCUAUGGUCCUGAAAGUCUUGUCACACCUGAGCCUGGAUACUCUCCUCCCCUGGACAGUGAAUAUGUUGAGUGACUGUGAGCUGUUGAGAUGGAUCGUUUGUUUGGCAGAAGACUCCAUACACAGUGUUGAGAUCCACUGCGCCGCCCUGAGAUUCGCCUCCAAACUGGUUGUCCAUUGGGUUGAGUGUAACUGCAAGGAGCUGGGCGGGGCAAUGCAGCCUGAUCUGACCAGGUGGGUGGGGCUUGUGGCUCAGUGCUGUGAGGACGAGCAGCCAAUUGAAAUCAAGCUGACCGCCGCGGAAAUUCUGGUCAGUGCCACGCCCUCCGUGCUGACCAGCACGACCCUGCCGCUCGGUCUGUCCGGGACGCUGCCCCUCUGGAGGAGUCUCUUCACUCUGCUACAGGACGAGGAUCAGGAAGCGAGGGACCGAGCGGCUGACUUCUUCGGCUCCGUCCCGUCACAGCUCCUCGUCUUCGGACCAGCAGAUGUGGCCCCCUCGCUAGUGAAUCCAGCUGUGGCCCUGGACCUGGGGCUGGGGCUGCUCUGCCGGCUCUUCCAGCUAUGGGACCAAACCCCCGCCGGCGCUCUGACCUUGACUGAGUGGCUGCUAGGGGACAGAGACCCCGAGACAGAUGUAGAGAACAACAUCAGCAGCGUGGGAGAUGAGGAGUUCCUGUUUGACAAGGGGGAAGUGAACCUGUGGGCUGAGCGACUCGUCUACAUCAGACUGCUGCACAAGCACCUCUCCACCCUCCUCGCCUCAGCCCCGCCCCUUUCCAUUAACGAGGCGAAGCUCGCUCUACUAACGAGUAAGGCAUCGGCACGCCAGACCAGCACCAGCCAGCUCCUCCGAGCCCUGCCACCCGUCCCAGAGUUCUCCAGGACAGCGGACUUCACUCAGCUCACCAUCCAGAGGGAGAGGAUCACCCUAGCGCUGGAGACUCUCAACACAUUGAGGCUGGGCACGCUGUCCUGUUAGCACACUGUCCUGUUAGCAUGCUGUCCCUGUAAUCUUUUCUAAAAUUACCGAUAUUUUAACUGGGCUAUAUAGAAGCAGUCUGAUCUCCUGAAAAUGCCUUGACUUUUCCAUGAUCAUUCAGUGAGAACAAACAAGGCCUGCAUUAGUAAAAGGUGUGUUUGUCUGGAACAUGUCGGAACAUGAAGUGAUACCUUUUCUUUCUAGGUUUUUUUAUACCUCGAUUUGCAUACAGGAUUGCUUUCUGGAAUUUCCUCAUCAAUCCAGAAAGAGCACCAAAUGGAUUUGGUUGAUUUUAAAAUGUUCUAGUUGCGUUUGCCUAAGUAAGCAAUUGACAGUGUCUUUUUUUUUUUUAUUACUGUAAUGUGUGUUUUACAUUGCUCUGCUAAUUGCUACUUUAAUAAGUCAGGGCAUUCUUUUUAAAACCAGUGUUCUGAUUGUGCUGUAUAUCAAACCUUAACAGAUGUCCAUUGAACCAUUUAUUUUUUAAAAUUGUUUAAUAAAAGCCUAUACUGGGUACAGUGUUAUUACAAAUGAUUGAUGGUGCACAGUAAAUCAUUCAUACAAACCUGGUAGGGGCUGGGCAGGGAUGUGAUCCCAGAAUCUCUGUCCUCCUCCUCUAAGCUUGGCCACACUACCAGUUGUAUUGUUAAGGAUCAUCGGUUAACAGUUUUUGAUUAGAAAAAUAAUAAGAUGUACUUUUAUCACCAUGCAACACAGGGUUAAAACUUAAAGUAAUUAACAUGCACAAAUGUCUCAUAUGAAUACACACACACACACACACAGUUGUAGUCAAAAGUUUAAA
Messenger RNA from Polyodon spathula (Mississippi paddlefish), 6707 nucleotides. Its product is annotated as thyroid adenoma-associated protein-like. Gene Ontology annotation, cellular component: cytosol. Bases 146 to 5905 code for a protein of 1919 amino acids. Lineage: Eukaryota; Metazoa; Chordata; Actinopteri; Acipenseriformes; Polyodontidae. The transcript is spliced from 38 exons. Gene Ontology annotation, biological process: tRNA methylation. The record is from RefSeq and is a predicted model, not a curated record.